AAGAUCCAAAGGUGGUUAUGGAAUCGCCUGCUCAUCACAAAAUGGGCAGUCUCAGGUCAAACGAGAAACCGAGCCGUCAAAAAGGGGCGAGCGGCCGGCACACGGCAGCAGUCAGGCCUCGGCGGACAAUGCCCGGGAGCUGGACGGUGGCGUUGGUGGGGGUGGCCGCGGGGGCCCUGUGUCUCACGGUCGGCAUGCUGCUGGGACACUUCGCCAUCCCCAAGGCGGAGACGAACACGGCGCCCGCCUGGCUGGCCGAGUACGGCCGCGACUUUGACAGCGACGUCGUCGGGCGCCUCCUGUCCGACAUCGACACCAAGCGCCUGGAGCAGAACCUCAAGGAGCUGUCCGCGAAGCCCCACCUGGCCAGCACGGCAGGCGACGAGAAUCUCGCCAAGCUCAUCCUGUCGCGCUGGUCCGACGGAGCAGAGGGCCUCGACCACGCCGAGCUGGUUCCCUACGACGUGCUCCUCUCCUUCCCCGACGAGAAGAACGGAAACAGCGUGACGGUCGUGAACUCGAGCGGCGUGGAGACCUACACUGCACGAAAGCAGGAGGAGGUGGUGACCGCGGACCAGGAGGACUCAAGCAUCGUCCCACCGUACGCCGCUUACUCACCCCCUGGGAGACCAAAGGGCAAGCUCGUGUUCGCAAACUACGGCAGAGCCGAGGACUUUGAGCAUCUGAAAUCCAGAAACGUGAACCUCACGGGCACCAUCGCCAUCUGCAAAUACGGCAAAGCGGGACGCGCGAGGAAGGCAAUCAACGCGGAGAGCGUGGGCGUCGUAGGCCUUCUGGUGUACACCGACCCGGCCGACAUCAACGACGGGGAUGUCGACAACGCCUACCCCAAAUCCUGGGGCCUGCCUCGCUCGGGCGUGGAGAGGGGUUCCUACUUCGAGGACAUGGGCGACCCUCUGACCCCGUACUACCCAGCAAAAGCUUACGCCUUCCGAAAGAACGACAGCGAGAUCAAGUCAUUCCCUCCCAUCCCAGCCCAGCCGAUUGGCUAUGAAGAUGCCGAGCUCCUCAUGAGGAAGCUGGCGGGUGAGGCUGCGCCAGCUGACUGGAAAGGGGCCCUGGACUGCCCCUACAACAUCGGGCCCGGCUUCUCCGCCCCUGAGGAAAACAGUGACGUGCAAAUAAAUUCCUUCAAUAAGCGAGUGAUCAAGACAUCCCACAACGUGAUCGGGGUCAUCCGCGGAAGCACAGAGCCAGACCGCUACGUGCUGUACGGGAACCAUCGGGACAGCUGGGUGCACGGCGCCAUCGACCCCAGCAGCGGCACCAGCGUCAUGCUGGAAAUAACGCGCGCCCUGGGCAGCAUCGUCAAGGAAGGCCAGUGGAGACCCAAGCGUUCCAUCGUGUUUUGCAGCUGGGGGGCGGAGGAGUUCGGACUGAUCGGCUCCGUCGAGUGGGCCGAGGAGUAUUACAAGACUCUCAUGGAGAGGGCCGUGGGCUACAUCAAUGUUGACAUUUCCGUGUUCGCCAAUGCGACCUUGCGAGUGCGCGGAACUCCGCCCAUGCAGCGCGUCGCCAUGGAGGCAGCACGCAACGUGAAGCACCCGGACCUGUCGGGCAGCCACAAGUCCGUGUAUGACGUGUGGCUCUCGCACUACAACAGAACUAGCCCCUCGCUGGGCGUCAUCCCCAAACUGCUGGAGAUCGGGGACGGGAGUGACUACGGGCCCUUCAUCCACUACCUGGGCGUGCCGUGCAUCGACUUCUCGUACACGUACGACAGCAGUAAAUCCAAGGCUCGCAUAUAUCCGGCGUACCAUACCGGCUACGACACGUUCGACUACGCCUCCACCUUCAUCGACCCGGGCUUCACGAGUCACCAGGCUGUGGCUCGAACGGCUGCCUACACCCUGCUGCGCCUCGCGGACUCCCUGCUGCUGCCCUACAAUGGCAUGGACUACGUGGAGACUCUGCUCGCCAUGCACGCCACGCUCGCCUCCAAUCAUGGGCAGCUGCUCGACGCUCAGGGCAUCUCACUCGACGAUCUCAAGUCGGCGGUCGAGGAUUUAUCAAAGGCCGCGGAGGAUCUCAACAUCCUCAUCAGCGCGGUGAACCCGGACACAGAACCAAUGAAGGUGCGUGCGAUUAACGACCAGCUGAUGCUCCUGGAGAGAGCGUUCACCGACCCCGUGGCCUUUCCCGACAAGCUCUACUACAGGCACGUGGUGUGGACUCCACGCUCGUCCGCGGUGGAGGCCUUCCCCGGGGUGGUGGACGCCGUGGGCGACAUCCUGGCGGGGUCGGGCUCCUGGGACCGAGUGCGGCAGCACUUGGCGGCCGCCACCUACGCCGUGCAGUCGGCCGCCAGCACGCUGCGCUCGGCAGCCUGAGCAGGGCCCCGGCGGGGAGGAAGAGGUGAUGGAGGCGAUGGCUGUGGCGGUGAGCGGGAAGCGAUGGUGGACGUCAGCGUGGAGGGAUGCAUGUGCAAGAGGGUUCACAAAUAUCUCACUGCGAUCUGUAAAAUAUAAACCACAUGCCAACGUACCAACACAAGCACAUUAAACAACGUCCCACUUUUCAAAUAAAUCUCUGAAAUGACAUUAAAACACUAAGCAUUA
Molecule: messenger RNA, 2579 nt
Organism: Petromyzon marinus (sea lamprey)
Lineage: Eukaryota; Metazoa; Chordata; Hyperoartia; Petromyzontiformes; Petromyzontidae
Gene: NAALADL1
Product: N-acetylated alpha-linked acidic dipeptidase like 1
Molecular function (GO): carboxypeptidase activity
Source: RefSeq, a predicted model, not a curated record